This is a messenger RNA of Hippocampus comes (tiger tail seahorse), 3422 nucleotides long. It is a transcript of the gene ogfr, whose product is annotated as opioid growth factor receptor. Bases 195 to 1778 code for a protein of 527 amino acids. Gene Ontology annotation, cellular component: membrane. The record is from RefSeq and is a predicted model, not a curated record. Lineage: Eukaryota; Metazoa; Chordata; Actinopteri; Syngnathiformes; Syngnathidae. The transcript has 7 exons. Gene Ontology annotation, molecular function: opioid growth factor receptor activity.
CCUGAGGGCAGGCGUCAUCAUCGCCCCUUCGAGGGAAAGAGAGAGUGAGAGACGAUGGUGGCCUGCGAAGAGAGGCUGCCCUCAGCUGUCCUCGGCUAACCUGAGUGAACGUGUCGGUGUAGUUGGGUCCAUGCGCAUUUCUGUCGGAAAGCAAGCUCGGCUAGCUUUAGGAGGCUUUUGUCGUUUUGGGAAUUAUGGAGGACGAUUGUGUGUGCGAGUACGACUCGACGUGGGACACCGAGAGUGAUGGAGAGGAGCCGGCCGGAGAUGGUCAACCUCGACGGUCGCGGACUUUAGUGUCGCGGCAUCACCCGCCCAGAAACAUGAGGGCAGCAAAGGACAUGCAGAACUACAGAAGAGGGUACCCUAAUCUUGCAGAUGACGAGUGCUCAGAAGACAAAAUGAACAACUUGCAAUUCUACCUCAAUAAAUUCCCCUCUGCACCCGAUGAGGUCUACAUUGAAUCCUUCCUCAAAGAAUGGAAAAAUGACUACAAAAGGCUGGAGAGAGUCCACUCAUACAUUCAGUGGCUGUUUCCUCUUCGUGAACCAGGGGUCAACUACAUGGCUUCUGAACUCACCAAGAAGGAGAUUGAGGCCUUUAAGAGAAACGAGGAUGCCAAAAGGAGACUAGUGGAGUCCUAUGAACUCAUGCUGGGCUUCUAUGGCAUCCGCCUGAUUAACAAAGAGAUUGGUGAGGUGACACGAGCAGAGAAUUGGAAAGAGCGCUUUGGGAACCUUGAGCGGAACAUGCACAACAACCUGCGCAUCACACGCAUCCUGAAGAGCCUCGGAGAGCUGGGCUUCGAGCACUAUCAGGCUCCGCUGGUGCACUUCUUCCUCGAAGAGACGUUGGUCAAGAAGAACCUCAGCAGUGUUAAACGCAGCGUGCUAGACUAUUUUCUGUUUGCGGUUCUGGAUAAACAAAAGCGCCAAGAGCUAGUGCGCUUUGCCUACCUUCACUUUGAGCCAAAGGAUAAAUUUGUGUGGUGUCCCAGAAAGAUUCAGAAACAAUUCAGGAAGGCAGAGAAACGCUCUGAAGCUAUUGGCAAUGGAGAAGGUAAGGAUGACGACCACUCAAGGGCUAAAAGUAAAGAUGGAGAAAAAGGGGUUCACUUUAAAGAGGGGGACCUGGAUAAUGCUGGCAAGGCGCAGAAACAAACGGAAACAAAUGGAGACAAAGUCAAACAGCCUGAGACGUCGCCGCACCCAAAAGCAGAGCAAAUGACAGUUGGGAAUGGCAAUUCGGAGUCCAAUAACAACAGUUUCGGCAACAGCACUGACUCAGCUGAUGACAUUGAUGAAAUGGAUCAGUCGCCCACUCCUGACACUGCGAGCGUCGAAACCGAGCCGGGGGCGGACAUCAAGUCCAAAGCUACAAACGUCUCACAGGAUCACAUCCAGGAAGCGGACAUCGUCAUGAUAACGGAUAGAGAUGAGAACACAGAGAAGCCGCCGAAAAAGAAGAGAGAAGACGACUCGUUAAUGCGACGCAACGGCUCCGCUGCAGACGUGAGCGGUGGUCAGCCGGGUGGAAAGACUGGCGGUGACACAGCCUCCGGCCAAAUGAGCUCGCCUGCUCAAACGCCCACGAAGACUUCAAAACACUCACCUUGCCUGUCAUCGGAGAGGGAAGAAAAGAUUCCAAGGACUGAUUUUACUCAAGUACCGGACAAAGAUGUGCACGCAAAUGGGACUACCCAGAAAACUGGGGAGAAGCUGACAUCUGAGAACAAGGUGGAGGAUAUCGACAUGGAGUCGAACCCCCCACUAGCUUAGACCCAGGUGUAGCCAAUACAUGAAGAGUUCUUAGUCCUCGAGGUGCUACUCUUCAGUGAAUUUCAGUCAAAUUGAUCGUCCUGCUGGGAUUGUUGGGUGUUGAGCGAAAAGGCUACGACCGCAGUCACUGUACAUUUGGAAUCUGCGAGACACGGAGUGGCCUUAACAGACCACCAUCAUUCCAUUUUGAGACUGUCACUCUGAAGUCCUGCAACAAGUUGAAUUGUUGCCCUUUGAACUUGAGGCUGUGUUCACACUUGCCCUUGCAGCGGUGCUAUGUAGAAAUACGUUUUGGAAGCUUUUUUGUGUGUGAUGUCCCAGCUCGUCAAAUUAGCCAAAUGUAAAAUAAAUGUAUUCAGCCUAGCAAACUGAUCCCCCCCCCCCUUUUGGUCCAAGGUGUGGGAAAGGCCUGUGUACAAAUGUGCGUAACAGGUUUCAUAAUCACUCCCACCCCUAAACUUUGGUCUGGACCAGCAUUCGGGACUAAAAGUGUGAACACAGCCAGAGAGUUGGUCCAAGUACAGAAAGCUUCAUUUUUUGUUAGAAUGCAUUGCACGAGUGAUUUUCAUGAUUUCUGUUUGGCAGACACACCCUCUGAAAUCGUGGCUGGCGUUUGACCAGUUAAAUGAGCAGUUUCUGUUUUUUUUUUUAUUUUUACGAUAAAUAGUUUUCCUUAUGUUGGACUGAUAAAAUGUAAACAAAAAUGCCACAACAUGGGUACCCCUGCAAAAUAAAAAUUCUGCCUCUACAAAUAUGAUAAUGCUAUGAGAGAAUGUUGUGAGUCUUGUGGUUGUUUGAAGUGUGCAACUGCACUGCAUCAUUCAUUUGGUUCUAAUACUUUGGUACUACAGUGCGGCGUAAUACACUGGGCGGCUUGCAUUGCUUCGCUUAACAGUGGCUCCUUAAGUUUUGUGACAGGAAUACUCCAUCUUGGUCAGUGUGAAAGACAAGCAUGGUGACCUUUUUGUCAAGGUUGAAUUGUUGAAGUAGUUCUUUUAUUGGUUCUGACUGGAUUUUGCACGUGUACCUCAUGUGGCUGGCAAGUUCAACAACCUACUGUGUCACGACAAAAUGAGAGCAUAAAUUCAAAAACAAGCAAUUUGUCAUGAAAGUCAAAUGUACCCUAGUUACAGCAUUAAAAUGACUUUCUUCAUUUCUUUCCAGAAUAUAUAAAGUACUAAUGUUAAUUUAAUUUUACACUUUUUUUUUUUUUUUUGCAUCGUUCUAUAAGAUGUUUUUGCACUGAAGAACUGGAAGGUUUGUGUUUCCCUUUGCAGGCUGUUUUUGCGUUGAUGCUGAAUUCGGAGAUUGUCAGACUUUGUCACCAUCCUGAAGUAAUGUGUGCGUUCACACGAGUGGGAAUUUGACUUUUGAACAACAGAAAGCCUUGCCAAAAAUGUGAUAGACUGCUUGAUUGUAUCAACAAUAUGUGUUUGUCUUUGCAAUUGGUCAAGCUUAGCUCAGAUCUGUAUUUUGAUUCUUGGCAUUUUGGAAUCAGUUUUUUUUUCUUCAACUCUUGCACUUCAUUGUGAAUAUGAUUGCGUUAAAUUGUUAAGACAACUUUAGUUCUUUCUAUGUGACUUUUCCUCCAAUUGAAAACCUGCUUGUUUAAGAGCCGAAUAAAGAUAUUUUCUGACACAUUGA